Medicago truncatula (barrel medic) is the source of this 2010-nucleotide messenger RNA. Its product is annotated as cytochrome P450 78A5. The coding region runs from base 73 to 1665 and encodes 530 amino acids. The transcript is spliced from 2 exons. Gene Ontology annotation, molecular function: heme binding; iron ion binding; monooxygenase activity. The record is from RefSeq and is a predicted model, not a curated record. NCBI's taxonomy places the organism in Eukaryota, Viridiplantae, Streptophyta, Magnoliopsida, Fabales, Fabaceae.
UGUAUAUAUAGCCUCAUGACACACGUCCUUUAACCAUCAAUUCCACUUCUUCUUCCAAAAACUUCCCUAAACAUGAAACCCACACUAACAUUCCUUUGGCUCCUAAUCACAACACUUGUCUAUCAUGUUCUAAGAUCAAUAUUUCUAACCACCUUCUAUUGGCCUCUAAUAAUUAAUACUCUCUUUAUCUCCACCCUCCUCACUAUUUCUCUAAUUAAUUACUGGCUUGUCCCUGGAGGCUUUGCAUGGAGGAACUAUAAACAAAGCACAAAACUCAUUGGGCCUAUGGGCUGGCCUAUUUUGGGAACUUUACCUCAAAUGGGAUCUUCAGCUCACACAAAACUUGCUUCCUUAGCCACUUCUUUCAAAGCAAAGAGAUUAAUGGCGUUAAGUCUAGGAGCCACACCAGUUGUUAUAAGUAGCCACCCUGAAACUGCAAGAGAAAUUCUAUUCGGAUCGUCUUUUUCUGACCGUCCGAUCAAAGAUUCAGCAGGCUUGCUUAUGUUCGAGCGUGCCAUUGGUUUUGCUCCUUCCGGAACCUAUUGGAGAAAACUAAGAAGGAUUGCAGCCUUUAAUAUGUUCUCUCCAAGGAGAAUUCUUGGCUUGGAGAGUCUCCGGCAACGCGUGGCGGAUGAAAUGAUGUUGAAAGUUUUUAAGGAUAUGGAGGAGAAAGGGGUGGUGGAAGUUAGAGGGAUAUUGCAAGAAGGAUCUCUUAGCAAUAUUUUGGAGAGUGUGUUUGGUUCCAUUAGUAAUUAUAAUUGUUUGAGUUUAGGAGGAAGUGAGGAACUAGGAAACAUGGUUAAGGAAGGGUAUGAGUUAAUUGCUAAGUUUAAUUUGGAAGAUUAUUUUGAUUUUAAGUUUUUGGACUUUUAUGGUGUGAAGAGAAAGUGUCAUAAAUUGGCGGCUAAGGUCACUAGUGUGGUUGGUCAAAUUGUGGAAGAACGAAAAAGAAGUAAAGAGUUGGUUAUUGGGGAUAAUGAUUUUCUUAGCACUUUGUUAUCUUUACCUAAAGAGGAAAGAUUAGGUGAUUCCGAUAUGGUGGCAAUUCUAUGGGAAAUGAUAUUUCGAGGAACAGACACAGUUGCUAUACUCCUUGAAUGGACCAUGGCAAGGAUGGUUUUACAUCAAGACAUACAAAUGAAAGCCCGUCAAGAAAUAGACAUUUGUGUUGGCCAAAACAGUCAUGUAAGAGACUCAGACAUUCCUAAUCUCCCUUACCUUCAAGCCAUAGUAAAGGAGGUGCUUCGACUGCACCCACCGGGCCCACUAUUAUCAUGGGCCCGCCUUGCAGUCCAUGACGUUCAUGUAGAUAAAACCCUUGUGCCAGCUGGCACAACAGCAAUGGUAAACAUGUGGGCUAUAUCUCAUGAUUCCUCUAUUUGGGAAGAUCCAUUGACUUUUAAUCCAGAACGAUUUCUAAAAGAAGAUGUUUCUGUUAUGGGCUCGGACUUGAGGCUUGCACCUUUUGGUGCAGGUCGUAGGGUUUGUCCAGGAAGAGCCCUAGGCUUAGCCACGGUUCAUCUCUGGCUAGCACAACUUCUCCAUAAUUUUGUGUGGCUUCCAGCACAAGUACCUGUGGAUCUUUCAGAAAGUCUUAAGCUUUCCCUUGAAAUGAAGAAUCCUUUGAAAUGUUCAGUAGUUCUUCGUAAGAGCAUGACCAUGUGAAAUAAACAACAAGAAUGUGGAUUUAUCGUCAAUGUACUAAUAUAUCAUGUUUAAUAUUAAAAGUUUAAAGUAUUUUCUCCUUCUUUAGGACCUUUGAUAUUACCUUAAAAGUAUACAAUGUAAUAUUUAGCGAUGAGUUUUCUAUAAUAAUGAAACUUACGCUUAUUUCACGAUUUCUAAGGGUAUCAAAUUAUUGAAGUAAUAAGUAGUGGGAGUUUACUAACAAAUUAUGUCGUCUCUUCCCAAUUAUAAAAUGUAAAUUAUUGUAAUCGUAAUUGUAAUGUAGUGAAGUUGUUUGUGAUGUUCAUUUUGUUUCUUUUCAUCUAAUGAAUAUUUCCUGUUUUA